CCUGGGCAGCGGAGCGAGCUGGCUGCGGGCAACGCGAGAGAAGCGGAGAUGGCGGCGCACGGCUGGCUCUGGGGGUGCCUCCUGUUCGCAGGUUGGGGCUCCCUGGUUCUGGGUCAAGAGAAAAUCGAAGUCCUGGAGAAUAAAGGGGUGAGCCUGCCCUGCAAAGCCAUACAGUCACAACCCAACCCGACACGUCAGGAAUGGAAGUUCCAGAGAGAUGGCAUCACCCUGCUCUUUUAUCAUGCCAACAAGUUCACAGAUAACUACAAGGAUCGUGCCACAUUCACCCCGUAUGAGAUCCACCUCACGUCGGUCACCCGCAAAGACUCAGGCUUGUACAUUUGCGAAGUCCUCGGAGACUCUUUUUCACAGUCGCAGCUGCAUCUGGUUGUGCAAGUGCCCGCCACCAAGCCCACCGCCCACGUUCCUUCGGUGGUGACCAUUGGAAACAAGGUGGUCCUCAGAUGUGAGGAGACCGAGGCCAACCCCAGGCCGACUUUCAAGUGGUUCAAGAAUGACAUCCAGAUGCCCCCGGAUCCCAAAACCAGCACCAUCUUCAAGAAUUCGUCCUACACAAUCGACUCGGACACAGGCGUGUUGGUGUGUUCCUGCAUUUCUGAUUUCGAGCUGUGUGAACUCAACGUGGGUGGGAUCGUGGCGGCCGUGGUGGUUCUCCUCAUCAUUCUGGGACUGGUCAUUUUCGGGAUUUGGUUUGCUUACAGUCGGGGCUAUUUCAGCAGUAAGCUGAAGGGCAGUAGCAGUAAGAAGGUCAUUUACAGCCAGCCUUCCAAUCGAAGCGAUGGUGACUUUAAACAGACAUCUUCCUUCUUGGUCUGAUCGUGGCUUACAGGACUCGUGUUUUAAACUCUUCCCCGCUCAGGAUUGCUGUAAAUGUUCCCGAUGGAUCUUUGUAAUUAAGUGUGAUUUUUU
Protobothrops mucrosquamatus (brown spotted pit viper) is the source of this 930-nucleotide messenger RNA. RefSeq names its product F11 receptor (gene F11R). NCBI's taxonomy places the organism in Eukaryota, Metazoa, Chordata, Lepidosauria, Squamata, Viperidae. The transcript is spliced from 9 exons. The coding region runs from base 49 to 837 and encodes 262 amino acids. The record is from RefSeq and is a predicted model, not a curated record. Gene Ontology annotation, biological process: intestinal absorption; cell adhesion; establishment of endothelial intestinal barrier. Gene Ontology annotation, cellular component: bicellular tight junction.